GAGGCGCUCCUUAGGGUGCGCCUGUGAGGGAACAUCAAGACGUAGAGAUGGCGGAGCGAGGAGAAAUCCACCUGGACCAGGACAAACUCUGCUGCUCCAUCUGUCUGGAUCUAAUGAGAGAUCCUGCCACCAUUCCCUGCGGCCACAGCUACUGCAUGAUCUGCAUCAGGAGCCACUGGGAUGCAGAAGAUCAGAAGAAGUUCCAGAGCUGCCCUCAGUGCAGGCAGACCUUCAGGCCGAGGCCCGUCCUGGUGAAGAACACGGUGCUGGCGUACCUAAUGGAGGACCUGAAGAAGACCAGGCCGGCGGCGGUUGGAGGCAGCGGCAGUGACGCCGGACCGGAGGAUGUGGCGUGUGAUUUCUGCACCGAGCGAAAGCUCAGAGCCGUCAGGUCCUGUCUGCAGUGUCUGGUCUCCUACUGCGAGCAGCACCUGCAGCCGCACUUCGAGUCUCCCGCCUUCGAGAAGCACAAACUCGUCAAACCGUCCAAGAAGCUCCAGGAGAACAUCUGCUCCCACCACGGCGAGGUGAUGAAGAUCUUCUGCCGCACCGACCAGCAGUGCAUCUGUUACAUCUGCUCCUUGGAUGAGCACAAGCGUCAUGACACGGUGUCGGCUGCGACCGAGAGGAUCCAGAAGCAUCGGGAGCUCGGUGCCAAUCAGAGGAGCAUCCAGCAGAAGAUCGGCGACACGAAGAAAGGCCUGCUGGUCCUGCAGCAGGAGGUGGAGGCCAUCAAUCACUCGGCGGACAAAGCCGUGAGGGACAGCGAGAAGAUCUUUGCCGACUUCAUCUCCCUCAUCGAGAAGAGAAGCUCCGGUGUGAAGCAGCAGAUCAGAUCCAGGCAGAGGAACGAGGUCAGGCAGGUCAAGGAGCUGCAUGAGAAGCUGCAGGAGGAGCUGGUGAAGCUGACGGAGAAAGACAAAGAGCUGGAGCUGCUGGCGCACAUCGACAACCACAUCCAGUUCCUCCACAGCUACUCCCGGCUGUCGUUUCACAGCGACUCCCCGCACCUGUCCAGCAUCAGCGUCCGCCCGCUGCGCUACUUCGACGACGUGACGGUGGCCGUCUCCGAGGUCCGGAACAAGCUGCAGGAGAUCCUCCGGGACGAGUGGACCAGAAUCCUGCUCACCAUGUCCAAAGUCGACGUCUUGCUGUCGCAGCCGCAGCCGGAGACCCGAGCAGAGUUCCUGCAGUACUCCUGCCACAUCACCAUGGACCCCAACACCGUGAACCCUCGCCUGCUGCUGUCCGACGGGAACAGGAAGGCCACGGUGAUGAGGGACCGGCAGAACUACCUUCAUCAUGCCGACCGGUUCACCCAGAGGCAGCAGGUCCUGAGCACCGAGAGCCUGACCGGCCGCUGCUACUGGGAGGUGGAGAAGAAGGCCGCCAGAGCCACGGUGGCCGUCACCUACAGGGACGUCCACAGGGCCGGGAGCGAGAGCGGCUUCGGGAACAACGACCGGUCCUGGGCUCUGGAGGACGCCGCCAAAUUCAUCCACAACAACGUCCGGACCUGCGUCUCAGGAGCGCCGUCCGCCAGAGUGGGAGUGUACCUGGACCACAGCGCGGGGAUUCUGUCCUUCUACAGCGUCUCCGACACCCUGACGCUCCUCCACAGGGUCCAGACCACCUUCACUCAGCCGCUCUACGCCGGCUUCGCCGUCUACGUUUAUGACGGAUCCGUCGAGCUGUGUGACCUCAAAGAGGCCGCUGCCAUGACGGAGGCAAAGAGCUGCGACAUGGUUGUGUGACGGAGUCCACUCUCCUAAAUAACACACGGGUGCUAAAUAAAAACAAUACUGAGAGCCACAGAUGUAACAGAUAAAAUGAGAUUUAAGAAAACAAUUUUACCUUCUUUUCUGGAGAAAACAGUGUCAUGAUGUCCUGCACCAAAGUAGUAAAAAUAGCUAAAUAUUGUAAGCCUUCAAGUCAAGAAAACAGUUUUACUACAAAACAGAAGGAGCCAUCAUGUCGGUGCUGUGAGGAUAUCCUGAGAAAAAGAAAAUAAAUUAUAUCCAUUGGCUUCCAUUGUAAAGACCAAGUGCUUACAUUAAUUGCUUAAAUUAAAUGUUAGCAAACCAAAUAGU
Messenger RNA from Fundulus heteroclitus (mummichog), 2090 nucleotides. RefSeq names its product tripartite motif-containing protein 16. The coding region runs from base 48 to 1754 and encodes 568 amino acids. The transcript has a single exon. The record is from RefSeq and is a predicted model, not a curated record. Lineage: Eukaryota; Metazoa; Chordata; Actinopteri; Cyprinodontiformes; Fundulidae. Gene Ontology annotation, molecular function: protein binding; zinc ion binding.